Molecule: messenger RNA, 1658 nt
Organism: Oncorhynchus gorbuscha (pink salmon)
Lineage: Eukaryota; Metazoa; Chordata; Actinopteri; Salmoniformes; Salmonidae
Product: prolyl 4-hydroxylase subunit alpha-3-like
Exons: 12
Coding region: 55-1449 (464 amino acids)
Biological process (GO): peptidyl-proline hydroxylation to 4-hydroxy-L-proline
Cellular component (GO): endoplasmic reticulum
Molecular function (GO): procollagen-proline 4-dioxygenase activity; L-ascorbic acid binding; protein binding
Source: RefSeq, a predicted model, not a curated record
UAUGCAAAGGUGUCAGAAUUGCACAGUGAGGUGUACAAUGGACCAUCAGCUGCUAUGGCAAACCCCUUGGUGGCGUUUACUCUUAUCAAGCGCUUGCAGUCCGAGUGGAUUCACCUGAUCUACAGUGAUGAAGCACAAGAGAACACCCAAGCCUUCAGGUCCGGUUACGAGGAGGUAGAGGAGGAGGGUAGCUUGCCAAAACUGGAGGACCUUCAGGGGGCGGCCAAUGGGUUGAUGAGACUGCAGGAUGUUUAUGCCCUUCAAGUGGGGGGACUUGUGAGAGGUCACUUCCAGAGGAUCACUAACGGCAACCCCAUUGACAUCUACAGUCCCACAAUAUCUGUUCCUCUUUCUGGGGAUGACUGCUUCCUGGUUGGGAAGGUUGCCUAUGAGCUGGAGGACUACUACCACUCAGUGCAGUGGCUGGAGGAGUCAGUGCGUCUGUUCCGAGGGGCGGGGGGGGGAUGGAGUCCAGAGAAUGAGGGAACUCUGGAAGAUGCUCUGGAUCACUUGGCCUUCUCUCACUUCAAGACAGGAAACAUCUCCUAUGCACUGAGUCUCUCUCAGGAGUUGUUGAACCAUGAUCCCAUGAACAGGAGAGUUUUGAAGAAUGUAGAGAAGUAUGAGCGACUACUUGUUGACAAUCCACCAUUACUGAGUGCUGACACUGGGUUGAAGAGGCCUAACACCACCUAUCUACGGACAAGGAACACCUACGAGAGACUGUGUCGGACACAGGGCACUCCGCCAAUGUGUUAUGAAAACACCCGGCUGUUCUGUGACUAUUUCAACAAUGACAGUCCUGGGCUACUACUGCAGCCAAUCAGACGUGAGGUGCUGAGCCUGCAGCCAUAUGUGGUCCUCUACCACAGCUUCAUCACUGGCUCAGAGGCAGAGCGCAUCAAGGACCUCGCCCAGACAGGGUUAAGGAGAUCUGUGGUGGCAUCUGGAGAGGAACAGGCUACUGCAGAGUAUCGCAUCAGCAAGAGUGCAUGGCUAAAGGACACAGCCCACCCUAUCAUUGGGAGGCUGGACCAGAGAAUCACCUUGCUCACAAGUCUCAAUGUGCAGCCUCCGUAUGCAGAGUACCUCCAAGUGGUGAACUAUGGGAUUGGAGGACACUAUGAACCUCAUUUUGACCAUGCAACUUCAGCAUCAAGCCCCCUUUUUAGGCUCAACACUGGGAAUCGAGUGGCAACCUUCAUGAUAUACCUCAGCUCUGUGGACGCAGGUGGGUCCACAGCCUUCAUCCACGCUAACUUUAGCGUUCCUGUUGUGGAGAAUGCUGCCCUAUUCUGGUGGAACCUCCAUAGGAACGGCCAAGGAGAUGGGGACACUCUGCAUGCUGGCUGCCCUGUGCUUGUUGGGGACAAAUGGGUGGCUAACAAAUGGAUCCAUGAGUACGGCCAGGAGUUCCAGAGACGCUGCAGCCCCAAUCCUGAGGAGUGAGAAGAGAGAAAGCAGCUGCUGGGACCACUUGGAGUACAAGAACCAGCCUCCACAAUGGAGCUGUGCGCACCACGCAGGCAGAGAGGGAGGGAACGAGAGAGGAGCAAGAGAAGGCAUGCGAGAGCGCUUGAGGCUGGGGGAGAGGAAGGCAGCCAAAGAGCAGCCUGCAUCUGUGAUUGGCGCUUCAGGCACAAGGGAACGAGCUGGAA